CCUAGAUAUCUAUCUUGAGAUACUUGUGGUAAACCGACUCAAAUUGAUUUCCUUGUAAUAACCAACUAGGAUUAACAUCAAUACAAUCCAACAGAACUCAGGACGUAAUUUCCAAAGACCCGAACCUGUCUAAACAUUACGUCUCUGUGUUACAAUUCAAGUUCUUAGUCUUACUCCCCCACCUACAAAUCUAUCACUGAGCACCCUAGCUAAAUCCGACGCAUGUCAUUAGAAGCUGUAAUGUGGUAGCUCAACGGAUCAGCUGGUCAGUCUCUCUUAUGCAGUUUGGUUUCACGUUACUCUCACGAAAAAAAAAUAAGACAAGGCAUGGCCACCGGAAACCUGUGCGCCGUGGAGAGGCGCGGCCGGGUGCACGUCAUCACCCUCACCGGAGCGGGGGAGCACCGCCUGGGCCCGGCCCUCUUCUCCGCCAUCCGCUCCGCAGUCGCCGCCGUCCGCGCCUCCCCGGGCGGCGGCGCCGGCGCGCUCGUCCUGGCCGCCGAGGGCAAGUUCUUCUGCAACGGCUACGACCUGGCCUGGGCGCGCGCCGGGCCGGCCCCGGCCGACCGCCUCUCCGCCAUGCGCGCGGCGUUCCGCGCCCUCGUCGCCGACGUCCUCGCGCUCCCCAUGCCCACCGUCGCCGCCGUCACGGGCCACGCCGCGGGCUCCGGCUGCGCGCUCGCGCUGGCGCACGACACCGUUGUCAUGCGGGCGUCCCGCGGGUUCCUCUACAUGAGCGAGGUCGACGCGGGGAUCAAGAUCGCGGACUUCGUCGGCGAGCUGAUCCGGCAGAAGGUCCCCGACGCUGCCGCCAGGAGGGAUCUGGUCAUGAAGGGGGAGAAGAUGACGGCUGCGGAGGCUUCGCGGCGCGGCAUCGUUGACGCGGCCGUGGACGGCGGCGUGGAGGACGUAGUUGCCGCGGCCGUCGCCGUGGCUGAGGACCUUGCGGCGAGGGGCUGGGACGGGGAGGCCGUGGCCGAGAUGCGGAAGGCCACCUGGCCGGCGCUGUGGAGCAUGGUGAAGGACUACGGCGGCGCGGCGCCGGAGCGGGCGCGUCUGUAAGCUGCAGGUGUUUGUUUGCUUUCCAAUUUCGAUCGAUGACUCCAUGUAAAAUCAAAAACAAACUAUGAUUUGGGGGAAUAAUUAGUGGAAUCCCAUUCCAAUUCCACUGCAUUUGUA
This is a messenger RNA of Setaria italica (foxtail millet), 1179 nucleotides long. RefSeq names its product enoyl-CoA delta isomerase 2, peroxisomal. Gene Ontology annotation, biological process: fatty acid beta-oxidation. Lineage: Eukaryota; Viridiplantae; Streptophyta; Magnoliopsida; Poales; Poaceae. The transcript has a single exon. The coding region runs from base 328 to 1062 and encodes 244 amino acids. Gene Ontology annotation, molecular function: delta(3)-delta(2)-enoyl-CoA isomerase activity; enoyl-CoA hydratase activity. The record is from RefSeq and is a predicted model, not a curated record. Gene Ontology annotation, cellular component: peroxisome.